UUCCUUGUGAGUUUAGGGAUCUGCUCCGUGUUGUUUGAGACCCGGAUGGGCUGCAUGAAGGAGGUGGUGCCCGAGGAAACCCAGAAGUUCAUCUUCUCCGUGGGGGAAAUGUUCCGUCUGUCUCACAUCAUCGUCCUCUUCCCCAAGUCCGUGUGGCCCUACUUACCCUUCUGGAAGCAGUUCGUGGUGGCCUGGGAUCAUCUCUUCAAAGUCGCUGAAGAGCUGGUGCAGCAGAAGAUGGAGGAGAUCCAGGAGAAGGUGCACCUGGACCAGAGCGUGGAGGGAGCGUACCUGACUCACCUGCUGCUCGGCCAACAGAUGACGGUCACGGAGAUCCUGGGCAGCAUCACCGAACUGCUGCUGGCCGGAGUCGACACGACCUCCAACACCGUGUCCUGGUCUCUGUACAGUUUGGCGAAGCAGCCAGAGAUCCAAGAGCAGUUAUACCAGGAAGUGAUGAGCGUUUGUCCCGGAGACAAGGUGCCAAACAGCGAAGACAUCCAUCAGAUGCCGUACCUGAAGGCCAUCAUCAGAGAGACGCUUCGGUCAGAGAGUUUCUGUCUUUAUCAAUAGAUUUCAUUGACAGGAUGCCGGAGACGCAGGUUUGGCUGAAAGGACCAUGUCAAUGUCAAUGUCGGGGCGUAUUGAGGAGUAUAAGAUCAGCAGACUGUAACAUGCAGCUGCUGGUUUCAACAUAUCGACCCAGAGGAAUAAACAUGAUGUAUUUUACUGAGAACAUGAAUGUCUCUUUAAAGUGUCAUAUUUAGAGGACAUUGGGGAACAUAGAUACGCUAACACAGCUAGCCUAACUCUGACCAGCGGCACCUCUAAAGCUCACUAAUAAGCACAUUAUUAAUUAUUCAUACUUUAUUUGUUAGGGACAUAGAUUGUAUAAAGAAGUGGACGUAGUCGUCAUGAUGUCACUCGUUGGUUUUUGGAUGUUUUGAAGC
This is a messenger RNA of Anarrhichthys ocellatus (wolf-eel), 950 nucleotides long. RefSeq names its product sterol 26-hydroxylase, mitochondrial-like. Gene Ontology annotation, molecular function: heme binding; monooxygenase activity; oxidoreductase activity, acting on paired donors, with incorporation or reduction of molecular oxygen. The transcript is spliced from 3 exons. The record is from RefSeq and is a predicted model, not a curated record. Gene Ontology annotation, biological process: glucocorticoid biosynthetic process; cellular response to peptide hormone stimulus; C21-steroid hormone biosynthetic process. NCBI's taxonomy places the organism in Eukaryota, Metazoa, Chordata, Actinopteri, Perciformes, Anarhichadidae. Gene Ontology annotation, cellular component: mitochondrial inner membrane. The coding region runs from base 46 to 573 and encodes 175 amino acids.